Lottia gigantea (owl limpet) is the source of this 1320-nucleotide messenger RNA. RefSeq lists its product as hypothetical. The record is from RefSeq and is a predicted model, not a curated record. The transcript has 9 exons. Gene Ontology annotation, cellular component: cytoplasm. The coding region runs from base 1 to 1320 and encodes 439 amino acids. Lineage: Eukaryota; Metazoa; Mollusca; Gastropoda; Lottiidae.
AUGGCGGCGGACGAUAGAGCUCCGCUAUUAAAACACGAUGAAAAUGAAUUUGAUCCGUUUGAAACUUCGAGGAAAAACCUUAGAAAGUUAAUUAACAGUAAUGAAGGGGCGCCGUCUGAGACUAUAAGUAUCAGUGGUAGUGCUUCAGUGACGACACUGACCGAGUUAGACAACAUUGUGGCUGUUUUUGUCGUCGCUUUUGAUAUACGAUCAGGUAAUGUUAUUGAAUGGUGUGUACCAGAUGAUACAGAUUUAGAUGGGGUAGAAUUUAAAGCUAUGGUCAGUGGUUCUCAUACACAGGACACAGAUUUUGUAUAUUUUCGUAAAGAUAAUUAUUAUGGUUUGGCGUGUUUCGAGAAUAUGAGAAUACAGAGUGAAAUAGAACGGGGUUGUCGGAUGAAAUCUGUUGGUAUCCUAGCAACAUCAUACACCACCCUAUACAGACAUAUGCAAUUUUUAGAAACACAAGUUCGGCAUUUAUUAGAAACGCCUGGUAAAUAUAUGCAGUUAAAAGUAUUUUACGAUGAUAGAAAAGGAGUAAUACCGUUAAAUGAAAUCACGAUGGAUGGUUUACGACCUUCACCUUUAUCUACACCAUCAACCCCCAGCAGAGAUCUUCUUCCAGAAAUGAAAAUAACCCAUCCAGCAGGUUGCUUUUCCCAGUUUUUACAAUUUUUUGGUAACCAGAUAUUUGUUUUAUGGAAACUAGCUUUAUUACAAAGAAGAAUAUUGUUUUUUUCUCCCCCACCAAUAGGCAUUGUUUGUUAUAGAGUUUAUUGUGCAUGUUGUUUAGGACAUCACAAUAUUACCAAUAUCAUGGGACAAAACCCACAACCACAUUUUUAUGUUAAUGUAGCUGAUAUAGAAGCAUUAGAAAAUGAAGUUUCUUACAUAGCCUGUACAACAGAGAAGAUAUUUGAAAGUAAAACUCAUUUAUAUGAUGUCUAUGUUGAUAAUCAAAUUGUAAAAGUUAAUUCACCAGGGUUAAAAGAAAUUUUAAAAGUCAGUGAUGCUGAUAAAGAUAAAGCUGUUCAACUAAAUAAUCAAAGAGCUUCCCAUAGAUUUGAAGUAGAAGAGUUGGGAGAAGAACAGGGAUUUGAUGAAGAAGAUGUUUUUACAAAUUUUUUUGUGGAGAUGAAUGACAGAAUAUUUCAAAUGUUAUUAGAAAUCUCAAAUUCUCAGGAUCGACAGUUAACGUCAGACCACAUGAAAACAAUGGGGCUGGAUCCACAGGGUGAUCGCAGCUUCCUUAUGGAAUUAGUCGAGCAUUAUGGGAUAGAUGUAGUAUUAAUGGUUGACAAUCCAUGCUGUCCGAAAUGA